Molecule: messenger RNA, 1824 nt
Organism: Rhagoletis zephyria (snowberry fruit fly)
Lineage: Eukaryota; Metazoa; Arthropoda; Insecta; Diptera; Tephritidae
Product: protein goliath-like
Source: RefSeq, a predicted model, not a curated record
AGUGAAAUAAAGAAUGGUCAAGUGUAUGUAAUUUUUGUUGAAAAUCCAAAUCGAACUCAUACUACUAGUCUCAUUUUCUAUCUGAAACAUUUGCAUUUUUUCAUACCUAUACCUAUAUACAUAUAUGUAUUUGCAUUUUCCUUAUGCUAUUUUUAGAUACUACAAGAAAAUCGUACAGGGUAGCCGCCUACAUUUUGGAUGAAAUUCGGAUAUGUUGUAGAUCAUAAAAAAAACUUCGGUGCUGUUCGUGUCCAUCUCCUUCAUUGUGCUGAUGGUGAUCUCACUUGUUUGGCUGCUAUUCUACUAUAUUCAACGCUUUAGAUACCUACAAACGAAGGACCAGCAAUCGCGUCAAUUGUGCUCGGUUACCAAGAAAGCCAUCAUGAAAAUACCUACAAAAACAGGCAAGAGCAGCGAUGAAAAGGAUUUGGACAGCGAUUGUUGCGCCAUAUGCAUUGAGGCAUACAAACCAUCCGACUGCAUACGAGUAUUGCCCUGCAAACAUGAAUUUCACAAAAACUGCAUCGAUCCAUGGCUAAUUGAGCACCGCACCUGCCCGAUGUGCAAGUUGGACGUGCUGAAAUUUUACGGUUUUGUGUUCCUUGGUAGUGAAGAGAGUAUUCUAGAAUAUGAACCUGAUCGUCCAGCCGCAGCCGAAGCGGUCGCCACUAACACAGCUGCCACUGGAAAUCUCAACAGCACCAACAGUCCCGCUGGUGUGCAACGCGCCGGCGCGCUUGGCGAUCUGAUGCGUAGUCGUGAUUUUGUCAUCGAUUUCCCGCGUAUUUUUGUGCUCGAUGCUGGUGGCGUGACAGGCACGCACGAAUCCCUAUUCCCUUCGCGCUUGCCAGAGCGUUCGCAAUCCUCAAUUUCGCUGGCGCAUGCCAAGGAUUGGAUGUCCGCCAUGACUAACAAAUUGGAUGAGCAGCAUGGGUUGCGUCGAUUGCGGCGUGGCGUUGCGCGCGAUGGCAUGGAUGAGAACUUGCUAACCGUAUGCGCGGAGGCAGUGAAGAAGCGUCGCUCACGCUCGGCGGAUGGUCGCUAUUCGAGUAGUCAUCAAGCGCGUCAGCAGGCCAUGCAGCUGCAGAAUGCCCAGGAGGGCCGCGAUUGUGAUGAGGAUGUGCCGCGCGCGGGCGCAACCAUAUGCGGGAAUACGCUGCGUCCCAAUUCCAAUAUUCUGGAUUUAACUGACGCUGUUUAUGCGCAAUCGCAUCUGCGUCAACAACAGGAUAACAACUUAGCGCUUCCCGGACGCCAUGAUACCGUACUGCUGCAUACGCGUCGCCGUUCGAUAAGACGUAGCAGUGAAGCGGAUAUACAGUUGCAUGAGUUGCCUUAUCGUUCACCGGUGACCAGUCAAGGCGAUAGUGUGGCGGUUAGUCGUGAAUCGUUGCCGCCGCACGAUGUGGCCAUAACUAUUCAAGUCAACGGUGAAGGCAUCGAAUUGGAAUAGAGCUAUAGACUGGUUUUGCGCGCUUUAGAGUAAUUAAGGAUAAUAGAUAUUCAUCUAACAAAUGUCAGCUAAUUUCUGCUGCUAAAGUGUAUGAAAAAUGUGUUAAUUUAUGUAAAUGCCGUUACUGUUUACAUAUGUAUACAUAUACAAAACAUACAUUUAGAAAUAAUUGUGAAGAUAUGCGUGCCAUGGAUGCUUUGAAUAUCCACAAAAGUCGUAAACAGCAACUGUAGAUUUUAAAUAAAAUAUUGAACUUCGAGAGGAAUUUUGAUAGCUGAUCAACUUCAGAGAACGUUCUCUACAGUUUUGUGUUGUUGCAGUGGCUACUUAACCCUGCUUAUUAUAGAGUUCAGCUAAAGGUGGGCCCAGCA